AUGUCAUCAAAUGAAUCGAUUCCUGCCGAUUCUACAGCAUCAACAUUGUCAUUAAAUCGAGUUAAAUUUGGCGUUUUUCUGAGCUUACAAAUUCCAUCAGCGAUUUGCUCAAUAUAUGUUUUUAGUCAAUACAUGAAACGGCCAAACUUUCGUCAGUCCAUCCAUAAUCAUGUUGUCAUUGUACUUCUUUGUAGCAGCUUCAUUUUUGUUACUGUUCCAGUAUCUGCCAGCGAAGCAUUCUUUUUUACAGCACAUGUUCGACCUGAAAGUAAUCUUUUCUGUGCUAUAUGGACAUGGAUUCAUUAUAGUAUCAAUAUUAGUAAUCUCAUUCUCAUGGGUUUUGCUUGUGCAGAACGUCAUUGGCUUGUUUUUCGUUUAAAUGCAAUGCGUACUCGUCGUAGUCGAAUUCUUUAUCAUUAUAUUCCCAUUGUUUUAUGCAUGAUCUAUCCAUGGAUAUUUUAUUUUAUAUUUAUUUUUCUAUAUCCAUGUGAACCUGCAUAUGAUUAUAAUCAACUUCUUUGUUUAAUACCAUGCUAUUUCUUUACCAAUAGCAUUGCCAAUACAGAUACAUUUAUGAAUAAUUGGAUUCCAAUUUUUGCAAUUCCUAUUCUUAGUGGAGCUCUUUUCAUUCGUUUUAUUUUACAAAAACAACGAAUGCAAAUUGAAGUAUUUCGAUGGAAACGAGAUCGAAAAAUGGUAAUUCAGUUAUUAAGUAUAACAUCACUUUAUAUUUCAGGAUGGGCACCAUUGCAAGCUGCAACAAUUUAUGACAAUAUUGUUUUAGGUGGAGUAGCUCCUCCAUUUGUUGUUGCUUAUUUUUAUACAUUUCCAUAUUUCGUUCAUUUAUUUUAUCCAUUUGUUGUUUUACUAUCGAAUCCAGAACUUCGAGGACGAAUUCGAGAUAUAAGACCACAAGCAACUUAA
Adineta steineri is the source of this 924-nucleotide messenger RNA. Lineage: Eukaryota; Metazoa; Rotifera; Eurotatoria; Adinetida; Adinetidae. The record is from the annotation of a GenBank genome assembly.